This is a messenger RNA of Geodia barretti, 1125 nucleotides long. NCBI's taxonomy places the organism in Eukaryota, Metazoa, Porifera, Demospongiae, Tetractinellida, Geodiidae. The record is from the annotation of a GenBank genome assembly.
CGAAGCAGCGUCACCGACCCUGGUGCCGCGCCAAAUCUAUGCCCACCUCGACGCAUACGUCAUUGGCCAGGAGAGAGCCAAAAAGACGCUGUCGGUUGCGGUUAUAACCAUUUCAAACGGAUUCGUAGCGAAGCGGCAAACCCUGGAAUCGAGGUUCAGAAGUCCAACAUUCUGUUGAUUGGGCCGACUGGAUCCGGAAAAACUCUGUUGGCCGAAACGCUGGCUCGCACGCUGGAUGUACCCUUCGCCAUCUGCGACGCCACAUCUCUGACCGAAUCGGGAUAUGUGGGCGAGGAUGUCGAAAAUAUCCUGUUGCGGCUGAUUCAGGCUGCCGACUGGGACAUCUCCCGGGCGGAACAUGGGAUCAUCUACAUUGACGAACUCGAUAAAAUCGCCCGUAAAGAAGGCGUGAAUCGCUCAAUAACCCGCGACGUCGCCGGCGAAGGCGUGCAGCAGGAAUUGCUGAAAAUCAUCGAGGGCUGCGUCGCUAAUGUUCCCCCCCAGGGUGGCCGCAAGCAUCCCCAUCAGGAGAUGUUGCAGAUCAAUACCCGCAACAUCCUUUUCAUUUGCGGCGGCGCUUUUGAAGGAUUGCAGGAGAUCACGUCGCGACGGCUUUCCAUUGGCUCGAACAUGGGAUUUCUGGCCCGCAACCCGCGCCGAAACGACAACGCCGACCCGUCAACCACCAUUUUGCUGGAAUUCGGGUUCAUCCCCGAAUUGGUGGGGCGUUUGCCGGUGGUAACUUCCCUUCAACCCUUGGACCGUGAUGCUCUGGUCAGGGUUUUGGUGGAGCCGAAAAACGCAAUCGUCAAACAAUAUCAGCAGCUUUUCCGAUUGGACGGGGUGCAGCUGGAAUUCAGCGACGAUGCCAUGGUAGCCGCCGCUGAGCGGGCGCUGGCAUACCAAACCGGCGCUCGCGUACUGCGCCAUAUCGUGGAGGGCGCGUUGCUUGACGUGAUGUACGAGCUGCCUUCCCUCACCGACAUCACCCGUUGCGUCGUGCACAGCGAUGCUAUCACCGGCGACGCUUCCCCGCGUCUGUACAGACGCGGCGGGGGCAGGUACGUAACGCUUAAAACUGCUCUGGCGCAGGCGGCGGCUGAACCCCAGAAGAAAACCGCUUAA